This is a messenger RNA of Sordaria macrospora k-hell, 1428 nucleotides long. RefSeq lists its product as uncharacterized. Gene Ontology annotation, biological process: retrograde transport, endosome to Golgi. NCBI's taxonomy places the organism in Eukaryota, Fungi, Ascomycota, Sordariomycetes, Sordariales, Sordariaceae. The record is from RefSeq and is a predicted model, not a curated record. Gene Ontology annotation, cellular component: late endosome; cytoplasm. Gene Ontology annotation, molecular function: oxidoreductase activity.
AUGAACACUUUGCUGCGUACUAACCAACUCGUCAAGAUGGCUGCCCAGCAACAGAAAAGAAACAUUGUCAUUGUCGGUGGCGGCAUCAUCGGUUGCACAACCGCCUACUUCCUUACCCGCCAUCCCAAAUUCGACCCGGCCCAGCAUACCAUCACCCUCCUCGAGGCCAGCUCCAUCGCCGCGGGUGCAUCUGGUAAAGCUGGCGGUCUCCUCGCCCUCUGGGCUUAUCCCGAAUGUCUCGUUCCCCUCUCCUACCGCCUCCACCGGGAACUUGCCGAUGAGCAUAACGGGGGCCAGCGCUGGGGUUACCGGCAAAAGAUCGGCUGCGGAACUAUCGGUGCCGUCGUCAAGAAUGCCGACCUUCAAGCUCGCGGCCAGGGGACAUCAACUUCGACAACCGCCGACCUGAAGGAACCCGCCGACACUACCGCGGCAGCUCCCAACGCCAACCUUCCCAUCCAAGGCACCGACAACAAAGACUCGAAAGAUUCCGAAAAGGACUGGGAAAAGCUUCCCAAACAAGACACGGCCGCGACCUCCCUCCUCUCCGAAUCAGUCCUCCCCUCUGACCUCGACUGGGUGGACUCCUCGCUCGUUCGCUCGUGGGACGUCAUGGGCCGACGGGGCGAGACGGAAACCGCUCAAGCGCAUCCGUUCCACUUCACCAACACCAUGGCGGACCUAGCCGCCUCUAAAGGCGUCGAUAUCAGGUUGGGCGCCAAGGUCACCAACAUCACCUCGUCCUCCUCCUCUCCCAACGGCCGGGUGGACACUGUCGAAUACGUAGACCGCAAUAACAACGACGAAACAAAGACCAUCACGGACGUAACAGACGUGAUCCUAACCGCCGGUCCCUGGACGGGUAAGAUCCUGCCCCGGUCCAAGAUCGAAGGGUUGCGCGCCCACAGCGUGGUGUACGAGGCGGAAGUGAGUCCGUACGCGGUGUUCACGGACAUUGAGCUGCCGAGCGAGUGGACGCCGGAGCACCGAAGGGAAAAGGGGCAGAAGAGGAAGCAUAGAGGUCAUGUGGAUCCGGAGAUUUAUGCGAGGCCGUUUGGGGAGGCUUAUGCUUGUGGCGAACCAGACAAAAACGUCCCUCUGCCCGAAACAGCAGAUCAAGUCCAGUGCGACGAAGACCAGUGCAACGACCUGAUUUCCUACAUUGCCACCAUCAGCCCGGUUCUCGCGUCCGCCCCCGUCAAAGCUAAGCAGGCCUGCUACCUCCCUCAGCAUGUCCGAUUUGGAGAGGAGAGAGGCCCGCUUAUAGGCCAAACUUCUACGCCUGGUCUGUGGAUUGCCGCCGGACAUACGUGCUGGGGAAUCCAGAACGGGCCAGCCACCGGCUUGUUGAUGUCUGAGCUGAUUUUCGAUGGCCAGGCCAAGAGUGCGGACAUUGACAAGCUGGACCCCAAGAAGUUCAAGGUUUAA